This is a messenger RNA of Cyprinus carpio (common carp), 3559 nucleotides long. RefSeq lists its product as uncharacterized. Gene Ontology annotation, cellular component: nucleus. Lineage: Eukaryota; Metazoa; Chordata; Actinopteri; Cypriniformes; Cyprinidae. Gene Ontology annotation, biological process: regulation of transcription by RNA polymerase II. Gene Ontology annotation, molecular function: DNA-binding transcription factor activity, RNA polymerase II-specific; RNA polymerase II transcription regulatory region sequence-specific DNA binding. The record is from RefSeq and is a predicted model, not a curated record.
AUCUUGGCUCGAGUUAUAUAAGAGGAAGAGUGUACAGUGCGGGUCAGUUUACUGACCACCUCACAGCAUCAGAUGAAUCAACCACUAAACCAGGCGGUUCUCUUCUAGAACAAAAGCACUAGGCUUCAUAUUCUAUCGUCAAUCAGCGUCAGGGCGAGCAAACACGUGUUUUUGAGCCGCUGAGCGUUAUGAAAUGCGGGUGCCCGCGUGAGCUGUAGAGCUCUACUGCAGCCAGCAGCCAAUCAGAGCCACGCGUCGCGUCACGUGUUCCUCGCGCGCGCUCUGCUGCACGGUCACAGGGGCAGAUAGAAAACAAUGCAAGCGAUCCUGGCGAGAAAAUAGCGAAGAAUGGACGAAUUAAACGCAUCAGUCGCUCUUUUGAGAGGAGGACGCUUUUAAGGCGAGAUAUAAACUAACAGUGUGCUGAGCCCAAAGGAAGGGAUUCUCACCAGUGAAAAACAGCUAAUGUGGAUCACGUAUUCUUUGAUUUUUGGACCAUAGGAUUGUUAACUUGAUGUCCUGACCAUGCGUUCACAACAAAGUUUCAUGUCAUUUAUGAACAGCAAGGCCAAUGCUAUACCUAGAAAAGACAUUGAUCGCAUGUGCUGCGCAAAAUGUCGCUUUUCCACCAAGGACACUGACCUGUUCGAGAGACACGUGUCCCAUCAUAAAGAGAUAACUUUCUCCUGUGCGCUCUGCAGCCAUGUCUCCUAUUCUAAAACAGAGUCUCAGAAACACGUCGUCUUGCACACCGGCUCGUACCCAUACAGGUGUAGCUUCUGCUCGUACGGGGCCGUGCGGAGAGAUUACAUGGUGAAGCAUAUUCUUCGUAUACACAAGAGUAAUGCGGAAGAAGGCUUCAUAACUGACUUCACUGUACCCACCCCAGAUACAGAAGGUCCAUCUGUUCCUGACACGCUCGAGAUUUCAGAUUGGCCUGAAAGGAAUGACCCGUGUACAAUUCCCAAUUUCCCUGUCGAACUCCCCAGUGGAAGUCAACCCAGCCAAUCAUCUGUUAUUAGUAGAACAGUGAACCAAACCAAGAGUAAUCGUGCCCGGAUGACCUACAGUUUCACGACGCCAUGUAUGACCAACACAGCAACCAUUCCGGUUUCUAAGACUCUGUUCACCAGUGCCAUUCCCAGCUGCGCUCCAAGCACGAGUCACUCAUUAGGCAACAUGCCACUAGUCAUUCUAAGAUCACGGGAGGCAAACGGCAACCUAUCGAACUCUCAACUCAGUGCCAAUGGGAAAAACAAGGUUUCCGUUUCGGAAAAGCUUAUUCAGAAAGCUAUGUUCCCAAGAGUCCAUGUUGGUUCUACGGAACCACUACAGCAAAGCCCAAGGGUUGGUGUUUCGGAAAAGGCUAUGGCAGCAAAAACCAUUCCCAGAGUCCAGGUCCGAGCACCUGUUGAAUUGAACACCCCACUCAGAGCGCUGCUUAAUACGCCCUUAUCCAAGAGGAAUAUCCAGAUGGAUCAGAGGUCUAGUCAGUUCACAACAGGGACUAACGUUGGGACGCAGAAACCAGUUGUACUUCCCAGCAGUACAAUCAAAAGUCCACUGUACUCCAGUGCAGAAAAGAGCAAUCAGUCAAGAACGACCUCCAGAGCACCUGUAGGAUCAUCAGCAGAGACAUCGAGCCCAUUAUCCAGUGUCCAAGUGGAACUGUUAGCGCCUUUGAACCAGCCAAUUCAACACAACAAGCCUUUGACCGUGUCCUGUCCAGAGGAGAUCAAUAUUCCUGCCGGGUGUUUGGUGGAACUGGUGGAGGUGAAAAACAUCAACGGGACUCGGGAGUUGGAGCUACGGUUGAUCCCACCAAAUGGGAUCCCGCAAGACCAGAAGAGCAACGUGGAUGAACCUACAUCAGCCGCAGCUGGAGGCAAACUGUCCUUCAAAUGCCAAGUUGCCAAAGGGUGUCCAGUCAGCCCAUCCACGUCUUCAUCAUCUCAUGAAGUCAAACAGCAGCGGCCUUCAACAUGCACUAAUGUUCAGACUAUCACAAAAACUGUUCAAUCAACACACAAACCACAGUGUUCUUCAGAGACCCCAGGCAAGCGCAACCUUAAGACCAUGGAUCCAGAGAUCAUCACGCUCGAGGGUCCAGAAUUGAGUUCUGAAAGCCUUCCAGUUAUCUCAUCAGUUUUUUCUCUUUGUCCUACACCCAAGUCAACUCAAAGCAUCUCAAAGUCCUCGCCAGAAAUGCAACGCUGGACAGUGGCAAUGAAAGAGCCGAAGGACGAGGUGAAGAGUGCAGAGAAAUCGCUGGUCUGUAGUAUUCUGAUUAAAAAGGAGGAUACUGAGGAGAAACCAAAAGGUGCUUCUGCAGGUCUCAAAGAAACAAAGAGAGCGAAUAAGACUAGUAAAGGCUCUGCAAUAUCUAAGACUCAUGGUCAAGUGAAAAGAUCAGAAAAAACCCUAAACACAAACCACUUAAAACGAUCUCCAAAUUUGACUCAACCAUUGGUUUUGCCAAACCAGAGCAUCGUCCCAUCAAACAAAGAUGACAUUUCACAUCAAGACAAGGGAAAUUCUGAACAUGAGUCUGGCCAAAAACACCAUUCCUGUGUUUCCAACAUGUAUCCAAGAGUAGCUUUGUUCAGGAUUCCCAGUUCUCUGUUGGAACCCAACAAGAAGCUUCCGGAAGCGCCAGCUCGCGAGGAGAGUUUGACGGCGCGACCGGUUCUCUGCUGCGCUCUAAGCAAGCAGAACGUCUCCGGAAGUCCUGAAGUGGCCAUCAAGCUGAUACUAAAGAGAAACCUUUGUGAAAGAGAAGAGAAGUACCAAGACUCGCCACCACGUAAAAAACACAAGAAAGAAAAGAGAAAAGCCAAGAAACGCAGGUCAUCGUCGGUUGGGAUGAACCUUCCUCAAUUAUCAAACAAAGGUCAUCAAGAACUGAGGUUAACUCCUCUGAAAGCGGAUCAGCGCAUCAAGCUUCCCGGUCCGAACCAGCCGGUUGUGGUUCUGAACCACCCCAAUCCUUCAGUUCAGAGUGUCAGUGUUGGCAUCCAAACCCUGAAGAACUAUAAGUGGGUUCGCUCAGUGGAUCACGAGCAGGAACAGCCAGCAAGGAAACAGCCUUCAUUCAAGAUGAAACUCAAGAAAGUUCAUGGACAGAAGUAUCAGGUAAUCGAGUUCGUUCUAAAGGGAGUCUCGGAGAAACCCCUCUCGUAAAGACUAGCUACAUUCCCUUGUAGAUAUUUCACAUAUUGCUUUUUUACAAUUUUAGAAAACCCAUGUGAGAUUUUUAAGUUUAACAGUAAUAAAGCUGGUUAGUGGAAAAUUUGAAAUUCAAUGCCAAUAAACAUUUCGUCAAAUAUGUUGUGAUUAGACUGACCAAGUAAUAGCUGUUCUGGUCAAAAUAUAGUUGGGAAUAAAAAUAACUUCUUUCAAUAUUACUUACCCGGUCCUGCCAUGGAGCACUUGACACCAUCAAUGACAAACAUGCUCAUAUAUAUGUAUAAUAUACGUAUAAAGAGAGAUUUAAAAAAAAAAAAAAAAAAAAUGUAAAUGUAAGAAGGUAAGAACUCCGAAACCAAGGGGUUUCAAACAA